This is a messenger RNA of Peromyscus leucopus (white-footed mouse), 1256 nucleotides long. RefSeq names its product nitric oxide synthase-interacting protein-like. Gene Ontology annotation, molecular function: ubiquitin protein ligase activity. Bases 266 to 1225 code for a protein of 319 amino acids. The record is from RefSeq and is a predicted model, not a curated record. NCBI's taxonomy places the organism in Eukaryota, Metazoa, Chordata, Mammalia, Rodentia, Cricetidae. Gene Ontology annotation, cellular component: nucleus. The transcript has a single exon.
AUCCCAGGAAGUGAUGGCAGGAAACAGAAAGGUAUAUAAGGUGUGAGGACCAGGAACUAGUGCCUUUUCAGCUUUUAGGCCUUUAGCAGCAGUUCAGCUGAGAUCCAUUCCGGCGAGGACUCACAAGCUUCAGUCUGAAGAUUCGUGGAAACAGGAUCUGAUCAGGAGUUGUAGAGGAAACAAUUACUCUUUGUAAGAAAUCCCAGUUGAAAGAAAAUUUACAAUAUCUACAUUUAUUUCCCAGUGUGUUAUUAAAUGGAACUUUAUGUGUCAUCAUAAUACAGUAGAAGCAGCGACGGGUCGGAUAACCGUUUGUGAAAUGACGCGGCACAGUAAGAACUGUACUACAGGGGCUGUCUACACCUACCAUGAGAAGAAGAAGGACGCAGCGGCCUCAGGCUAUGGAACCCGGAACAUCCGACUGAGCCGGGACUCUGUGAAGGACUUUGACUGCUGCUGUCUCUCACUGCAGCCCUGCCAUGAUCCUGUGGUCACCCCAGAUGGCUACCUGUACGAACGGGAGGCGAUCCUGGAGUACAUCCUACACCAGAAGAAAGAGAUUGCCCGGCAGAUGAAGGCCUAUGAGAAGCAGCGAGCAGCCCGGAGGGAAGAGCAGAAACAGCUUCAGCGAGCUGCAGCCCAGGACCAAGUUCGAGGCUUCCUGGAGAAGGAGGCAGCCAUCGUGAGCCGGCCCCUCAACCCCUUCAUGCCCAAAGCUGCCACCUUACCCAACACAGAUGGUGAGCAGCCAGGGCCCAGUGCGGGUCCCCCAGGCAAGGACAAGAACAAAGCGCUGCCCAGCUUCUGGAUUCCCUCACUGACGCCUGAGGCAAAGGCCACCAAGCUGGAAAAACCAUCUCGCACUGUGACCUGCCCGAUGUCUGGGAAGCCUCUACGCAUGUCGGACCUGACGCCAGUGCGCUUCACGCAGCUGGACGACUCUGGAGACCGCGUGGGACUCAUCACAUGCAGUGAGCGCUACGUGUGUGCUGUGACCCGAGACAGCCUGAGCAAUGCCACACCAUGUGCAGUGCUGCGGCCCUCUGGGGCUGUGGUCACCCUGGAGUGUGUCGAGAAACUGAUCCGGAAGGACAUGGUGGACCCGGUGAACGGGGAUCCGCUGACAGAACGUGAUAUCAUCAUGCUGCAGCGCGGCGGUACAGGCUUCGCAGGCUCAGGAGUGAAGCUACAGGCAGAGCUGUCUCGGCCAGUGAUGCAAGCCUGAGCUGAGACCUAAUAAACCUGCCUGUGAAUGG